Messenger RNA from Contarinia nasturtii (swede midge), 4454 nucleotides. RefSeq names its product vigilin (gene Dp1). Bases 203 to 3967 code for a protein of 1254 amino acids. Gene Ontology annotation, molecular function: mRNA binding. NCBI's taxonomy places the organism in Eukaryota, Metazoa, Arthropoda, Insecta, Diptera, Cecidomyiidae. The transcript is spliced from 8 exons. The record is from RefSeq and is a predicted model, not a curated record. Gene Ontology annotation, cellular component: cytoplasm; nucleus.
AUAAGCGUCAACCAAGUGUUUUUCAAACUGGCUUCAUUGAUAAAAUAAUAUUCAAGACCGGAUUAUUUGGAUUACAGUACAUUGGAACAGUCAAAAGGAAAGAGGCAAACAUAUUAUACACGUGUCAUCAGGCGAUCAUGAACUCAUUGUUGUGACUGUGACGACUUGGAACGGAUCAGGACUCUUCUUAAAUUCAGUAGUAAUGCAAGCAGCAGUGAUGGAGGAAUCACAAAUUAACAACAACAACACCACCACCAAUGAUAAUAACAUUGACAACAAUGCGACCACGGCCCCGCCAAUACGCACUUACGAAGAUCUAUUCCCGGCACUAAAGGCCUCAAAACCUCAAAAUCAUAUUAACAAUGCUUCCACAAGCAAGAUGCGUGUUGAAAGUUCAACGGUAUCAAAAACGUUUGUCGUACCAUUCGAAGAGCGUAAAAUUGAUACGGAAAAAUUUGGCGAAGGUGAAUCGCAACGGAUUUGCAAAUCGAUAAUGAAAGACACGGGUGCUCUUAUUGAAAUCACCACCGGCAAAGAUCAAUCGAUUACAUUUUCGAUUCGUGGACGUCAAAAUGAGGUGCAAGAUGCAUUCCGUUUAAUUUCGAUGAAUUAUAAAACGCAAACGGUUAAACAAAUCAAUAUACCAAAAGAGCAUCAUGGUUUGAUAUUGGGCAAGCGCGGUGAACGUUUAAAGGAAAUCGAAAAGCAAUCAGCAACGAAAAUCAAUGUGCCGAGCAUAUCCGAAGAGAGUGACAUUAUUACGAUCAGCGGACCGAAAGAGGGUGUUGAAAAGGCCGAACAUGAAAUUCGUUCAAUGUCCGAUGAACAAUCGAAAAAAGCAUUCGAACGUGUACAUGUGCCGAAAAUUUUCCAUCCAUUCAUUUUGGGACCGUCGAAUGAAAAUCUAAAUGAGAUGGCCGCACAAACUGGUGCCCGUAUCAACGUACCACCGCCAUCCGUGAUGCAAGAUGAAAUAACAAUCACUGGCGAAAAAGAUGGUGUGGCCAAAUCGAAAGCAAUCAUUGAAAGCAUUUAUCGGGAUAUGGAAAAGAAAUGUUCAACGGUAUGCGUUGAAGUGCCAAAAGCCCAGCAUAAAUAUGUAUUUGGUCAACGUGGUUCGACAAUUCAAGAGAUUCUUAGAAAUACUGGCGUUUCGGUUGAGAUUCCAUCAUCGGACACUAAAUCCGAUACCAUCACGUUGCGUGGACCACAAGAAAAAUUGGGCGGUGCAUUGAGUAUGGUUUAUGAAAAGGCCAAUUCAAAGCGUUCAACAAUUAUUGAAGCACCAGCAUGGAUUCAUAAGUACAUCAUUGGUAAAAAAGGUGAACACAUCAAAAAAAUCACCGGCGAUUCAAAUGUGCUGGUCGAUUUCAAGGACAGCAUCAUUACAUUGGAAGGACCACCGGAACAACUUGACUUGGUCGAAACCACAAUUGCUAGAAUUGUUAAAGACUAUGAAACAAAUUUCACAUUUGUCGAUAUGCAGGUCAAUCGUAAUCAUGCCAAACAUAUUAUUGGCAAAGCUGGCGCCAAUAUAACACGAUUGAAGGAGGAACUUAAAGUCGAUAUUAAUAUCGAAGAUGAGGCUGGCGGUAAUAAAAUUCACAUCGAAGGACCCAUCGAAGGUGUGCGCCGUGCACACAAAGAAAUUAAAGAGAAAGUCGAAAAAUUGGACAACGAAAAGGAAAAGGAUGUGAUCAUUGAUUAUCGUUUGCAUAGCACAUUGAUCGGACCGAAAGGUGAAAGCAUUCGUGAAUUGCGCACCAAAUAUCCGCUAGUUAACAUUUUGAUACCGAAUUCAUCGGAGAAGAAUGAUGUGGUUAAACUGCGUGGCCCAAAAGAUGAGGUCGAUAAAUGCCACAAACAAUUGAUGAAAUCGGUUAAAGAUGCUCAAGAAUCGUCAUUCGUUAUGGAAGUGCCAAUUUUCAAAAAAUUCCAUAAAUUCAUUAUCGGCAAGGGUGGUGCAAAUAUAAAAAAAAUUCGCGACGAUACACAAACGAAAAUUGAAUUGCCAGCCGAAGGUGAUAAAAAUGAAGUGAUCGUUAUUUCAGGUCGUAAAGAGAAUGUAAACGAUGCACGUGAACGCAUCCUUAAAAUUCAAUCCGAAUUAGCCGAUGUCAUCACGGAAGAAUUGACCAUUCCACCGAAAUACUAUAAUUCAAUUAUUGGCGCCGGUGGCAAGCUUAUAUCGGCCAUCAUCGAAGAAUGCGGAAAUGUAUCCAUCAAAUUCCCAACCACCGAAUCAAACAGCGACAAAGUUGUCAUUCGCGGACCAAAAGAAGAUGUCGAAAAAGCCAAGCAACAAUUGAUUGAAUUGAGCAAUGAACGACAGCAAUCAUCGUUCACCGCCGAAGUACGUGCCAAGCCCCAGCAUCACAAAUUUUUGAUUGGCAAAAAUGGUGCAUCGAUUAAGGAAAUUCGCGAUCAAACCGGUGCUCGCAUCAUCUUCCCUGGUAAUAACGAUGAAGACAAAGAAGUCAUUACAAUCAUUGGCAAAGAAGAAAAUGUAUUGGCUGCCAAAACUCAACUCGAGGCAAUCAUCAAAAACAACGAUAAUAUCACUGAAGGUGAAGUUUUGGUUGAUCCAAAGCAUCAUAAGCACUUUGUUGCACGUCGCGGUGAAGUAUUGCGUCGCAUUUCAGACGACUACGGCGGUGUUUUAAUUUCCUUCCCUCGUCAAGGCACCGAAAGUCAUCAUGUUUCAUUGAAAGGUUCUAAAGAGUGUGUUGAGCUUGCCAAAAAGCGUAUUUUGGAAAUUGUUCACGAUUUGGAAUCUCAAGUAACAAUUGAUUGCGUUAUUCCUCAAAAGCAUCAUCGUGUUGUGAUGGGUCCGCGCGGUAGCAAGGUUCAACAAAUCACAUACGAACAUGAUGUGCACAUUAAGUUCCCCGAUCGUAACGCAACCGACGAAUCGGGUGAAACAAAUGGUGAUUCGGCUGAAUUGAAUGGUGAAGCUGUGCGUCAAUGCGACAUCAUUCGAAUUUCUGGUACCGAGGAGAAAUGUGAGGCAGCCAAAGCGGCAUUGCUUGAAUUAGUUCCAGUGACAGAAGAGGUGAAUGUUCCAUUUGAUAUUCAUCGUUGGAUAAUCGGUACAAAUGGUCGUGAUGUGCGCGCAUUGAUGAAUCGUUAUGAUGUUCACAUUGAAUUAUCGCCACCUGAAGAGAAAUUAGAUAUAAUUAAAAUUACCGGUGCACCGGCCAGCAUUGCUGAUGCUAAAAAAGCCAUCGAUGAACGUGUCGAAGAGUAUGAAGCGAAUCGUAAAGAUCGUGAAUUACGUUCGUUUGAGCUAAAACUUGAAAUCGAUCCAAUUUGGCAUUCAAAGAUAAUUGGACGAAAGGGUGCCGUUAUUAACAAAAUACGUGCCAAUCAUGGUGUACAAAUUUCGUUUCCACGCAAAGAAGACGAUGUCGAUAACAUAAUUACGAUUCAGGGCUAUGAAGCUGCUGCAAAUGCGGCCAAAGAUGAGAUCAUGAAAAUUUACAAUGAAUUAAAUGAUUUGGUGCGUGAAGUGAUUAAAGUUGAUCCACGCAUUCAUGCCCGUUUGAUUGGUCAACGUGGUCGUAACAUUCAUAAAAUUAUGGACGAAUAUAAAGUGGAAAUUAAAUUCCCAAAACAAGGUGAAAAUCCGGAUGAUAUCACAAUCAUUGGUGCACCAGAUGCGGUUAGCGAGGCCAAGGACCAUAUUCUUAAUUUGGAAGAGGAAUACAUGGAAGACAUUAUCGAUAAUGUUCCAACUCAUACAAAUGAUUUUAGCACCGCAUUGGAAACGGCAAUGCAAAAAGGCCCCGAAAAAAGUAAAGAUGGUUUCGUAGUACAAGGUGCACCAUGGACCAAAAAGGGCAACAAAAAUGCACCAAAUACACAAUCUCAAGAAGAUUUUCCCACAUUUGGCGGACUUGCUCAAAAUGCUGGAGCCAACGUAACGAGCGACGCCCCUUUGUCUUCGGUAUGGGGCCAACCUCGUUAAGUUUCUCAAACGCGUAUUAAAACGCACCAUCAAAACCACCAACACCACCACCACCACUACACCAACGGCAACGAUAUUCUGCCGCCAAUAACAACAACAACAAAUAGUAAAACAGCAACAACAAAAUAUAAACAAGCCUAUAACAACUAAGAAAGAGAAAGAGACAGAUGAAAAUUAAUAUUAACAAGAUGUGAAGAAAAAAACCGCUAAAAACCGAUAUAUAUAUUAUUGCAAUAUAUCUAACUCUUUCCUUUUCUACAUACAAAUUUUUUAAUUGUAAUUUUAUCGCUCAGAGUUAAUCUCGUUUUUUUUCCUAUCGAAAAUGCAAAACGAUUUAUAAUAUUGUAACAAUUUUGUUCAUUUUCUCCAUUUUUUUCGAUAAAAACUAUUAUUAUUUUUUUUAAAAAUGAACCUUGGUCUCUUCGUUAUUCUUCUUUACUCAAAACUAGUAAAAGAAAGAGUGAGAGGAAGAGAUGAGAAAAAAAAA